Molecule: messenger RNA, 2228 nt
Organism: Crotalus tigris (Tiger rattlesnake)
Lineage: Eukaryota; Metazoa; Chordata; Lepidosauria; Squamata; Viperidae
Gene: MKNK1
Product: MAPK interacting serine/threonine kinase 1
Exons: 14
Coding region: 138-1538 (466 amino acids)
Biological process (GO): intracellular signal transduction; peptidyl-serine phosphorylation; protein autophosphorylation
Cellular component (GO): cytoplasm; nucleus
Molecular function (GO): ATP binding; calcium/calmodulin-dependent protein kinase activity; calcium-dependent protein serine/threonine kinase activity
Source: RefSeq, a predicted model, not a curated record
GGCAAAUUUGAGCAUGCGCAUACUUUUCCUCCUCCCCCACCCGUUUCUUGAUUGAAAAGCUUCUAAGGGGCUGGGGCAAUUGCUCAUAGCUCCGCCUUUGUUGAGAGCGUGUCGGCCUGUGGCUGUAGGAGCCGGCUAUGUCUACUUUGAUGAGGCCCAAUAAUAGUUCGGACCUGAAGAGUUUCCCUAGUCCCAUUACGUCACAAAGUAAUCCUUCAUCAAGUUCAUUUAUGAAUGAAACAUGUUGCCAGGCUCCACCAGCCUUCUAUUCAGUGAAACCCAUCCAGCAUAAAUCAGAGAUAAUCAACAGCCAGCCUCUUCCCAUAUCAGACAAUGGCAAAAGGAGAAAAAAAAAGAGAACAAGAGCUACAGAUCAUUUCCCUGGAAGGUUUGAAGAUUUGUACCAGCUCACUGCAGAGAUGCUGGGUGAAGGCUCUUAUGCCAAAGUCCAGGGAGCACUUAGCUUGCAGACUGGAAAGGAAUAUGCAGUUAAGAUAAUUGAAAAAAAUGCUGGACAUAGUCGGAGUCGGGUAUUUCGAGAGGUAGAAACCUUGUACCAGUGUCAGGGCAAUAAGAACAUUUUGGAAUUAAUAGAGUUUUUUGAAGAUAAUGUAAGGUAUUACCUUGUGUUUGAAAAACUGCGAGGAGGCUCUAUCCUGACUCAUAUACAGAAGCAAAAGCACUUUAAUGAGAGGGAGGCCAGCCAGGUGGUGAGAGACAUUGCCUGCGCUUUGAAUUUCUUGCACACAAAAGGUAUCGCACAUCGAGAUCUGAAGCCUGAAAAUAUACUCUGUGAAUCUCCCAAUAAGGUAUCACCUGUAAAAAUUUGUGACUUUGAUCUUGGAAGUGGGGUGAAACUCAAUAGUGCAUGCACUCCAAUCUCCACUCCUGAACUGACUACUCCAUGUGGGUCUGCAGAGUACAUGGCACCAGAGGUGGUGGAGGUCUUCACAGAAGAAGCCACAUUCUAUGACAAGCGAUGCGAUCUCUGGAGCCUAGGUGUGAUUUUGUAUAUCAUGCUAAGUGGCUACCCUCCAUUUGUGGGUAAUUGUGGUACAGACUGUGGCUGGGACAAGGGAGAAGUCUGCAAAGUUUGUCAGAGUAAGCUUUUUGAGAGUAUCCAGGAAGGCAAGUAUGAGUUUCCUGACAAGGAUUGGUCCAGCAUCUCCGGUGAAGCCAAAGAUCUUAUCUCAAAGCUCUUGGUUCGUGAUGCCAAACUGAGGCUUGGCGCUGCCCAGGUUCUAGAACAUUCCUGGGUACAAGGGCAUGCUUCUGAAAGAGGAUUGCCUACACCCCAAGUUCUUCAAAGGAACAGCAGCACAAAAGAGUUGACUCUUUUUGCUGCAGAAGCCAUUGCUCUGAACCGCCAACUCUCCCAGCAUGAAAAUCAACUCAGUGAAGAACAGGAAAGUCUCACACAGGCCAUAUGCUCCAUGAAGCUUUCUCCUCCCUCUAAAUCCCGCCUGGCUAAGCGUAGAGCCAUGGCUCAGGCUACCAAAUCCACUGACUUCCAGCCAGCUCCUCAGGCAGCUCUUUAAUAUACGUUUUAUGUUUGUUAAUCCAAGGUUAGCUUUGGUUAUGACUGUUGUAAGGCACUCGUCACUGAUCAGUGUAUUAGUGCCCUCUCUUUACAACAAAGAAACUUUAGAACCUUGGAGGAGAACGAUGGAAUGAUGGAAUUUUUUUUUUAAAUGGAUAAAUGCUUUGAGUUCUGUGAAGUUCUUAGAUGAAAUUGCUGCUCUGUUGCAGUGUAACAAACCACUUAGGCAAUAUUUGCACACUGUCCUCCAAAACCAGAGGAUACAUCUCUGUUGCCAAGCCUUGUAACCAAUAGAAGGCUGAAUUUAAAGGGCAUUGAGUGAGCUUUCAGUACUUUUACAACUCCUAGUCCCUACUUGCAGUCACAAAAAAAUUGUAAUAGGUUUCUUUUAGAAAAAUUUCGUCCUGCCUUUUUUUUUUUUUUUUUAGCUUUCUUUGUCUAAUUAGCAGUUUGAAUUAAACUUCAAAAGACAUGAAUAGUAACUCAUUAUUGUUGGGUUACUUCUAAUGUUGUUACCCUUUGUAAUAUUACGGGGACGUCUAUUUAAGAAUGAAGGUUAUUUAAUCUGGAGUUUCCUUCUUUCCUUUCUUCCUUUCAUCAGAAAGGAUACAUUACAUGAAAGUGCUGUGAUAAUAUAAAGCAUUUUUUUUAAAGAAACUGUCUACAAUAAAAAAAAGUGGUGACAGAU